AUGCCAGGUGAGAGGCCAACAGUAACACGCACAUCAGAUGUGGGGCGCUUUCCUGGUGCAGCCCCGCCCACCAGGGUGGAGUUGUCCAUUCACAAGGAAGGGGAAAAAACAGAGGAGAGUGCCUGCCGCCGCUGGUUUAGGAAAAUGUGUCCAUGCUGCUGUAAAUGCCAGAAUAGCUCCACCUAUGACAUCACUGAUAAGGUGGAAGUGGUGAACCCUCCCACCCCUGUUCCAGAACUUGAUGGGCCAAAGCAUGAAAAUGGAAAAAGAGAAAAUGGAGAAUCAAGGGAAAUGGAAGUCAUGAGGCUGUCUGUGUCCUUUGUGGAUCUGCUGAGCUCCAAAAUGGGCAAGAACAGACAGGAGCACCAUACUGACUUGUACCACACCGAAGAGCUGGUCAUCCGUAGAGGACAGAGCUUCCAAAUAGAGAUAGAGCUCAACAGGCCUUUCAAUACUGAAACUGACAAGCUUCACCUGGAUCUGAGAACAGGUCCACUACCACUUGUGUCCAAAGGGACCCAUAUCAUCAUCCCACUGGUUGAUACCUUGGACAAUAAACAGUGGGGGGCUAAACUUGAAGAGCAGAAUGACAACAAGGUUAAGUUGUCUAUCAACUCUUCGGCCAGUGCUGUGAUUGGUCUUUAUGGUCUGACAGUCACAACUUCCUCCCUGAAAAAUGAAACUCUGAAUACUUAUACAUCCAGCAAGAACAUAAUCAUGCUCUUCAACCCCUGGUGUACAGAGGACACGGUAUUCCUGGAUGAUGAAGAGGAGAGAAAUGAGUAUGUAUUGAAUGACACUGGAAGAAUUUAUUAUGGAACUGAGAAGCAAAUUGGUGCUCGCACAUGGAACUUUGGUCAGUUUCAAGAGGGAAUUUUGGAAGCAUGUCUAUUUGUUCUGGAAAGGAGUGACAUGCCCCCAUCAGGUCGGGGAGAUGCUGUUAAUGUUGUCAGGGUUAUAUCAGCCAUGAUAAACGCCCAAGAUGAUUAUGGGGUUCUGAUUGGAAACUGGUCAGGGGAUUAUUCUGACGGAGUGUCUCCGGCUGCGUGGAGCAGUAGCGUGGAGAUUUUGAAGAAAUACCACUCAUCAAACGGAACCCCUGUGUCAUAUGGGCAAUGUUGGGUCUUCUCCGGAGUUACGACUUCAGUACUCCGUUGUCUUGGCAUACCUGCUCGCAGCGUGACCAACUUUCAGUCCGCCCACGACACUGAUGUGUCCCUCACAAAUGAUGUCUAUUUUGAUGAGGACAUGGAGCCAAUCGACUACCUCAAUAGUGAUUCUGUCUGGAAUUUCCAUGUAUGGAAUGAUUGCUGGAUGGCCAGACCAGACUUGCCCAAUGGUCAUGGAGGCUGGCAAGCUGUUGACUCAACCCCACAGGAGACAAGUCAGGGUACCUUCCGCUGUGGCCCUGCCUCUGUCACUGCAAUCCGCUCUGGCCAGGUCUACCUCAAACAUGACACGCCUUUUGUCUUUGCAGAGGUCAAUAGUGACAAGAUCUACUGGCAAAGGAAUCUCGAUGGUACAUUCAGCCAGAUCCACAGUGAGAAGAAGGCUGUUGGCCACUGCAUCAGUACAAAAGCAGUUGGAUCUGAUGAUCGGGCUGACAUCACUCAUCUGUACAAGCAUCAGGAAGGUUCAGAGGAGGAGCGUAUUGCUGUAGAGACUGCCAGCCGUUAUGGGAGCAAGCCAGAUGUUUACUCUUCGCCAAUGGCAGAGGAUGUCAGAGUAGAGGUGAAGAUGGAGGGAGAGGGGCCCAGGAUGGGGGCAGAUGCCCAGCUUAGCAUUGUGGUGAAGAACUUGAGCUCUGAGCCCCGUAGAACUACACUUCACAGCCAGGUGGCUGUUAUGUACUACACCGGGGUUUUGAAGGGCACAAUCAAGAAGGAACAGUUGCCAGUAGAGCUUUUGCCCAAUGAAGAGAAGACCAUUGAGUGGAUACUGCCUUACCAACAAUACCAAAACCAGCUAGUGGAUCAGGCAGCACUGAUGCUGACAUUGUCUGGGCGAGUCAACGAGACCAAGCAAGUGUUGGCUAGCCAGACCUCCUUCAGACUCCUUACACCUGAUCUCAACAUCACGCCUCUGGGAAAAGCUGUGGUUGGUAAAGAAAUGGCAGCCAAGAUCACAUUUACCAACCCACUACCAAAAAUGCUGAAGGAUGUUGUCUUCAGAGUGGAAGGACUGGGUUUGCAGAAAGGUCACGAAGUGUUUGUUGGUGACGUGAGCGGUCAAGCCACCGUUACACUAACAGAACACUUCAUCCCAACCCAACCCGGGCCCAGGAAACUGGUGGCAUCUCUUGAUUGCAAACAGCUAACACAAGUGCACGGAGUGGCUGACAUCAUUGUUCUUGAACAGUAA
Molecule: messenger RNA, 2361 nt
Organism: Nerophis lumbriciformis (worm pipefish)
Lineage: Eukaryota; Metazoa; Chordata; Actinopteri; Syngnathiformes; Syngnathidae
Source: RefSeq, a predicted model, not a curated record